AAACAAAUAUUUUGUGCAGUGAUAUAUACCGGAUGGAUGGGUCCAGCCAGCACGUUUUUAUUAGUCGGUGGUCCUAAAACAGGUCAAUCCCGCACCGUUAGUCGUCCGUCAUUCACAUUAAGCGACACCGUCACACGCUCGAGCUGUGGGCAGAGUUUAAACCUUCAGUCAACGUUGACGUGAUUAUUACAAGUGCGACCGGUGUCACGGUUGUAGGUCCGACGAAACUCAUCCUUAAAUCUAAAGAAGGUGAAGGUAGCCGGUUCAGUCAUGCUUCGUCUGGUGAGGAGCCAGGGUAGAAGGUUUAGAGGCUGCGUGCGCUGUCAGAAGAGAUCUAACCAUCAUCAGAAUCACCACAGUGUCAUAGCCAUCAGACGUGAGGAUGUCAACGUGUGGGAGAGACGGGCGCCGCUGGCUCCACGGCACGUGAAGGAGAUCACAGCCGCCGGGCACAAGGUGCUGGUGCAGCCCUCCAACAGACGGGCCAUCCACGACAGGUUCUAUGAAAAAGCAGGUGCUAUUGUCCAGGAGGACAUCUCAGAGGCGUCUCUCAUCGUCGGUGUGAAAAGACCGCCGGAAGAAAAGCUGUACCCCCGCAAAACCUACGCGUUCUUCUCGCACACCAUCAAAGCUCAGGAGGCAAACAUGGGACUUCUCGACGACCUUCUAAAAAAGGACGUGCGACUCAUUGAUUAUGAGAAAAUGGUGGAUCCCAACGGCUUCAGAAUUGUAGCGUUUGGACAGUGGGCUGGUGUUGCCGGAAUGAUAAACAUUUUACACGGUCUGGGGUUGCGUUUUCUUGCUCUUGGACACCACACCCCAUUUAUGCACAUUGGCAUGGCACACAACUACAGAAACGUCAGUCAGGCCAUCCAGGCGGUGAGGGAUUGCGGGUAUGAAAUUUCCUUGGGUCUGAUGCCCAAGUCCAUAGGUCCUCUUACAUUUGUGUUUACUGGCACCGGCAAUGUGUCUAAGGGUGCCCAAGACAUUUUCAACGAACUCCCGUGUGAAUACGUUGAACCUCACGAACUCAAGGAAGUCUCGGAGACUGGAGAUUUAGCCAAAGUCUACGGCACAGUGAUCAGCAGACAUCACCACCUGAUGAGAAAGAGCGAUGGACUCUAUGACCCCCUGGAGUACGAAUACCAUCCUGAACUGUACACGUCACACUUCAGAAAGACCGUGGCCCCUUACACAACCUGUCUGAUAAAUGGAAUAUAUUGGGACCCUCAGACACCCAGAUUGCUGCGACGUCUGGACGCUCAGCGUUUGAUCAGACAAAAUACGUCAACAUCAGCAUCACCUGAUCAUGGCUGCCCCGCCCUUCCCCACAAGUUGUUGGCUAUCUGUGACAUCUCGGCAGACACAGGUGGCUCCAUCGAGUUCAUGACUGAGUGCACCACUAUUGAGAAACCCUUCUGCAUGUAUGACGCAAACCAACAUAUCGAUCAUGACAGAUUAUUUUCAGGUGUAGUAACACCAAGUGUUGAAGGAAAUGGCAUUCUGAUGUGUUCCAUUGAUAAUCUGCCCGCUCAGCUGCCGAUUGAAGCCUCUGAGUAUUUCGGAGACCGGCUGUUUCCGUACAUCUGGGAGAUGCUCCCGUCAGACGCCACCAGACCGUUGGAGGAAGAGGACUUCUCUCCACAAGUUAGAGACGCUGUUAUUACAUCCAACGGGAAGUUGACGCCUAAGUUUGAAUACAUUGAGAAACUCCGAGAGAAACGGGAAUCCGAGCAGAUCCUGAAGAAAGCGGGAAUGAAGCGAGUGCUUUUGCUGGGCUCGGGCUAUGUGUCUGGGCCAGUUAUCGAGUAUCUCACCAGGGAUGCUGGUACCCAGGUCACAGUGGCAUCCAAUUUUUUAAACCAGGCAGAAGAGAUGGCAGCCACGUAUCCUAACACCAUCGCUGUGAUGUUGGACAUCACCAGCCAGGAGGGCCACCUCGAGUCUCUGAUCAAAGACCAUGACAUUGUCAUCAGCAUGUUACCGUACACAUUUCAUCCACAAGUAGCCAAACACUGCAUUAAAAUGAAGGUGAACAUGGUGACGGCCAGUUACAUGAGCCCAGCCAUGAAAGAACUUGAGCACAGUGCCGAGGAAGCUGGCAUCACCAUCGUAAAUGAGAUGGGUCUGGACCCUGGCAUUGAUCACAUGUUGGCCAUGCAGUGCAUCGAUCAGGCCAAGGCAGACGGUUGCACUGUGGAGUCCUAUAGCUCUUUUUGUGGAGGUCUUCCUGCUCCAGAAUGCUCGGAUAACCCGCUGCGUUACAAGUUUAGCUGGAGUCCAUACGGCGUUCUGCUCAAUACUAUCAGUCCGGCCAUUUACCUGAGAGAUAACCAGAUUGUUAGCGUUUCCCCUGGCGGCGCCCUCAUGGACAUCACAAAGCCGAUGGACUUCCUGCCCGGUUUCAAUCUGGAGGGAUUCCCUAACCGAGAUAGCAGCAAGUACGCCGAGCCUUACGGCAUUGAGACGGCUCACACGCUUGUCCGGGGAACUCUGCGCUUCAAGGGUUUCUCUUCAGUGAUGAGCGGCUUUGUGAAAUUGGGGCUGAUCAACACUGAGCCGUGUCCACUGUUGGAUCACACAGCUUCUCCCGUUUCAUGGAAAGAGCUCCUGUGUAAACAGAUUGGAUUGGCCAGCACAGUGAGCAGCAGUGCUUUUGAAGAGGCUGUUUAUGAGCGGAUAGACAAGGACGACUACAGACUGCAGAGUCUCAGAUGGCUUGGAAUGCUCAGCGAGGAACCCGUUCCCCACGCCAACACCAUCCUGGCAGCAGUCGCAAAACACCUGGAGGCCAAACUCUCCUACGCUAAAGGUGAGCGAGAUAUGAUCAUCAUGAGGAACGAUGUAGGGAUUAGGCACCCUACUGGCGAGCUGGAGACCAAACACAUCAGCUUUGUGGUCUAUGGCGAGACCAAUGGAUUCUCAGCCAUGGCCAAAACUGUGGGCUACCCAGCAGCGAUUGCAGCUCGUAUGGUCCUCAGCGGCGAACUGUCCACCAAAGGGCUUGUGGUGCCAAUGACGAAGAGCAUCUACAGUCCAGUACUGAAGAGAUUGCAGGAGGAAGGUCUUCAGUAUGUCACCAAGAGCACCGUGUCAGAGUAACCAACGCCUGAUGAUCUAAACAAGCCUGUUUGACCGUCAAUAAGAAACCAAACUCACUCAUUUUUGUAUCACAGGAGUGUAUAAUGAGCCGGUAACAUCUAUUACAACUUGAUCUGUAGUAGUGAAGCAUUAGAGGGUUCACUGAUCUUUUAUCAUUUAUUCACCCUCAUGUCAAUACAAACCUUUCUGACUUUCUCUCUUCUGCACAACACAAUAGAUGUUUUGAAGAAUGUUGGUAACCAAACAACAUUGCCCCCCCUCUGUCUUCCAUGGUAUAGAGACAAACCACAGAGACAUUUCUCAAAAUAUCUUCUUUUGUGUUCCACAGAAGAAAGAAAUCACAUAAAGGUUCUGAAUGAAACGAGGGUAAAUAAGUACUGAAAGUAGUUUUAAUUCUUUUGUAAUCUUGAUCUUUUCUGUACGUUUAGGCAGGAAUGCUGGAGGUGUAUGUAGACUUGAAUACACUGAACAAGUGAGGAUUGGGGGCAUUUGUUAAAUGACAGUGUGUGUUCUUUUAAUCAGUCUUGUGACGAGAGAGUAUUUUAUUAUCUGAAGCGGUGUACAUAAACUCCAAAGAAGCACUUUUGUUGUUGCCUGGAUGUAGAGUUGCUUCUUGUUUAGUUCUGUUUGUUGUCAAACAUGAACCUCUUUCACAGUCAGUGUUUUAUUGAUGUAACACUAAAAAAUUAUUCCAAUCUUAAAAACAAGCAAUAACAAAAAAUCAUCCUCAGACAAGCAAAGUAUUAUGGUGAUGUUUUCCAGCAGUUAUCACAACUCUCUGAUGCUGAAUAUUACUGAAAGGCUUUGAGAUGGAAGUUUUCUGUUAGUAUUAUUUCAAUGUGAAAAUGAUUUUAGAGCAGCUGAAGAUGUCUUGAAUCUGUUUUGUUUUUCCUCAUUAAAACAAACCUGCUGUAUUUUAUAACAAUUCACUUUUUUUAUGAACA
Molecule: messenger RNA, 4046 nt
Organism: Triplophysa dalaica
Lineage: Eukaryota; Metazoa; Chordata; Actinopteri; Cypriniformes; Nemacheilidae
Gene: aass
Product: aminoadipate-semialdehyde synthase
Exons: 25
Coding region: 271-3102 (943 amino acids)
Cellular component (GO): cytoplasm
Molecular function (GO): saccharopine dehydrogenase activity
Source: RefSeq, a predicted model, not a curated record